CAUCCGGCUUGGGAGGCGGGGCCUCGCUCGGGGGCGGGGAUUAUCUGGGGGUGGGACUCUGCUCUCCGUGGCUAGUGGCCGGCGGUCCCGUUAGGUGCGAGGAGGAGGCGAUGGCGGCGUGCGCGAUGAGGCUGCUAACCACACUGCUGGCUGUCGCCGCCGCCGCCUCCCGGGCCGAGGUCGAGUCAGAGGCGGGACGGGACUUGGCGCCUGAUCUGCUCUUCGCCGAGGGGACCGCGGCCUACGCGCGCGGGGACUGGGCCGGGGUGGUCCUGAACAUGGAGCGGGCGCUGCGCUCGCGGGCCGCCCUGCGCGCCCUCCGCCUGCGCUGCCGGACCCGCUGUGCCGCCGACUUCCCGUGGGACCUGGACCUGGACUCGCCCGCGAGCCUGGCCCAGGCCUCGGGCGCCGCCGCCCUGCACGACCUGCACUUCUUCGGGGGCCUGUUGCGCCGCGCCGCCUGCCUGCGCCGCUGCCUCGGGCCGCCAGCCGCCCACUCGCUCAGCGAGGAGCUGGAGCUGGAGUUCCGCAAGCGGAGCCCCUACAACUAUCUGCAGGUCGCCUACUUCAAGAUAAACAAGUUGGAGAAAGCCGUAGCAGCAGCACACACCUUCUUCGUGGGCAAUCCUGAGCACAUGGAGAUGCGGCAGAACCUAGACUACUACCAAACCAUGUCUGGAGUGAAGGAGGCCGACUUCAAGGAUCUUGAGGCCAAACCCCAUAUGCAGGAAUUUCGGCUGGGAGUGCGACUCUACUCAGAGGAACAGCCGCAGGAAGCCGUGCCCCACCUAGAGGCGGCGCUGCAAGAGUACUAUGUGGCCAAUGAGGAGUGCCGUGCCCUCUGCGAAGGGCCCUAUGACUACGAUGGCUACAACUACCUCGAGUACAAGGCUGACCUCUUCCAGGCCAUCACAGAUCAUUACAUCCAGGUCCUCAGCUGUAAGCAGAGCUGUGUCACCGAACUCGCUUCCCACCCAAGUCGAGAAAAGCCCUUUGAAGACUUCCUCCCGUCACAUUAUAAUUAUCUGCAGUUUGCCUACUAUAACAUUGGAAACUAUACACAGGCUAUUGAAUGUGCCAAGACCUAUCUCCUCUUCUUCCCCAACGAUGAGGUGAUGAGCCAGAAUCUGGCCUACUACGCAGCUAUGCUUGGAGAAGAACAGGCCAGAUCCAUUGGCCCCCGCGAGAGUGCCGAGGAGUACCGCCAGCGAAGCCUGCUGGAGAAAGAACUGCUUUUCUUCGCUUAUGAUGUUUUUGGAAUUCCCUUUGUGGAUCCGGAUUCAUGGACUCCAGAAGAGGUGAUUCCCAAGAGAUUGCAAGAGAAACAGAAGUCAGAACGGGAAACAGCUGUACGCAUCUCCCAGGAGAUCGGAAACCUCAUGAAAGAGAUUGAGACCCUUGUGGAAGAGAAGACCAAGGAGUCGCUGGAUGUGAGCAGGCUGACCCGGGAAGGUGGCCCCUUGCUGUAUGAAGGCAUCAGCAUCACCAUGAACUCCAGACACUUGAAUGGUUCCCAGCGGGUGGUGAUGGAUGGCGUAAUCUCUAACGAUGAGUGUCGGGAGCUGCAGAGACUGACCAACGUGGCAGCAGUUUCAGGAGAUGGCUACCGGGGUCAAACCUCCCCACAUACCCCCAAUGAAAAGUUCUACGGAGUCACUGUCUUCAAAGCCCUUAAGCUGGGGCAGGAAGGGAAGGUCCCUCUGCAGAGCGCCCACCUGUACUACAAUGUGACCGAGAAGGUGCGGCGCGUCAUGGAGUCCUACUUCCGCCUGGACACCCCCCUCUACUUCUCCUACUCCCACCUGGUGUGCCGCACGGCAAUUGAAGAGGCACAGGCUGAGAGGAAGGACAGUAGCCAUCCAGUCCAUGUGGACAACUGCAUCCUGAACGCCGAGACCCUCGUGUGCAUCAAGGAGCCUCCUGCCUACACCUUCCGGGACUACAGUGCCAUCCUUUACCUAAAUGGGGACUUCGAUGGAGGAAACUUUUAUUUCACUGAACUAGACGCCAAGACCGUGACGGCAGAGGUGCAGCCCCAGUGCGGACGGGCCGUGGGAUUCUCUUCAGGCACUGAGAACCCGCAUGGAGUGAAGGCCGUCACCAGGGGGCAGCGCUGUGCCAUCGCCCUGUGGUUCACCCUGGACCCUCGGCACAGUGAGCGGGACAGGGUGCAGGCAGAUGACCUGGUGAAGAUGCUCUUCAGCCCAGAAGAGGUGGAUCUCCUCCAGGAGCAGCCCCUGGACUCCCAGCAGGGUCCCCCACAACCUGCAGAAGAGUCUCUCUUGGGCAGUGAGUCAAGGCACAAGGACGAGCUAUGACAGCAUCCAGGUCGCACAUGGAUGGGUGAUUAGACCCACGGGGAGGAACUCUGUCCUGCACCCUGGACUGGCCAGCCUCUCAGGGCCAUCGAGCAGUGGGGAACUUACAUCCACUACCCAGUGAGGGGACCCUGCUCACAGCCUCCUGCAUGGUGCUGCUGCUCUUGGAGUGAACAUGGCAGGAUGGCUCGCUCCCCUGAGGCCGGCUGAGGCUCAGGACACAGGCCCAGAGUCGUCCCGGGGGCCUGCACAGGUAGCCACAUGACAGCAAUACAGUAUUUAAGUGUCUGUGUAGACCAAAGAAUAAAUGAUUUGUGUUUUUUUA
Galeopterus variegatus (Sunda flying lemur) is the source of this 2643-nucleotide messenger RNA. RefSeq names its product leucine proline-enriched proteoglycan (leprecan) 1 (gene P3H1). The coding region runs from base 111 to 2318 and encodes 735 amino acids. The record is from RefSeq and is a predicted model, not a curated record. Gene Ontology annotation, cellular component: endoplasmic reticulum. NCBI's taxonomy places the organism in Eukaryota, Metazoa, Chordata, Mammalia, Dermoptera, Cynocephalidae. Gene Ontology annotation, biological process: collagen metabolic process. Gene Ontology annotation, molecular function: iron ion binding; L-ascorbic acid binding; procollagen-proline 3-dioxygenase activity. The transcript is spliced from 15 exons.